UGGCCUCAGUGGGAGCAGUGGUGCCCCGCUAGUGGCCUCAGUGGGAGCAGUGGUGCCCCGCUAGUGGCCUCAGUGGGAGCAGUGUGGCCCGUUAGUGGCGUCAGUGGGGGGAGUAGUGCCCCAUCAUUGCUAUCAGUGGGAGGAAUAGUGCCCAUCAUUAGUGUCAGUGGGAGAAAUAGUGCCCCAUCAUUAGUGUCAGUGGGAGGAAUAGUGCCCUAUCACUGGUAUCAGUGGGAGGAAUAGUGCUACAUCAUUGGUGUCAGUGGGGGGGAGGAAUAGUGCCCCAUCAUUGGUAUCAGUGGGAGGAAUAGUGCCUCAUCAUUGGUAUCAGUGGGAGGAAUAGUGCCCCAUCAUUGCUAUCAGUGGGAGGAAUAG
This is a messenger RNA of Staurois parvus, 375 nucleotides long. NCBI's taxonomy places the organism in Eukaryota, Metazoa, Chordata, Amphibia, Anura, Ranidae. The record is from the annotation of a GenBank genome assembly.